AUGAGGGCUGCUCUCUUACUAGUGGGUUUAAGCUUAGCUGCCAUUGCAGCUGCGAAUCCGCAAAGAAUCGUUGGAGGUUCAGUCACAACUAUUGAUAGGUACCCAUUCGGUGUUUCUCUUCUGUACUCAUGGACUGGAAUAGGAAAUUAUAUACAAGAGUGUGGUGGAACCAUAGUAAAUAACAGAGCUAUUCUCACUGCUGCACAUUGUUUGAUGGGAGAUCCUCCUAAUCGCUGGCGUUCUCGAGUUGGGUCCACUUAUGCAAAUAGUGGUGGCGUUGUUCACACGACCAGCAGAAUCAUCCGUCAUUCCGGUUUCAACAGACGCACUGUAGACAAUGAUGUUGCUAUAAUACAAAUUGUCGGUUCCUUCUCCUUUAACAACAACGUUCGUGCAGCUGCCAUAGCAGGUCCCAACUAUGGCCCCGCUGACAACUCACCCGUUUGGGCAAUUGGGUGGGGAAGAACUAGAAGUGGUGGCGGUACCCGUUCCGAACAGCUUCGCCAUGUCCAAAUGUGGACUGUUAACCAGGCAGUAUGCAGAAGUCGUUAUCAAUCAAUCAGUCGCACGGUCACCGAUAAUAUGCUGUGCUCUGGCCAUCUCGAUGUCGGAGGUCGCGAUACGUGCCAGUUCGACUCUGGUGGUCCUCUGAUCCAUAAUAAUGUUAUCAUCGGCAUCACGUCCUGGGGUGAGGGAUGCGGUCUCCCUCGUUUUCCUGGUGUCAGUACUCGCGUUUCCCGCUACACAAGCUGGAUUCAAACCCAUUCUGAAUCUUAAGUUAUAUGAGACGUUUUAUAAAUCCGUUAACU
This is a messenger RNA of Melitaea cinxia (Glanville fritillary), 809 nucleotides long. RefSeq names its product trypsin, alkaline C-like. The transcript has 4 exons. Gene Ontology annotation, biological process: proteolysis. Lineage: Eukaryota; Metazoa; Arthropoda; Insecta; Lepidoptera; Nymphalidae. Gene Ontology annotation, molecular function: serine-type endopeptidase activity. Bases 1 to 777 code for a protein of 258 amino acids. The record is from RefSeq and is a predicted model, not a curated record.